AUGAGGCUGCUAGCAGAAUUCCCUAACCAGAGUAAUUGUGGCAGGGGCCAUAAGGAGAGAGAUAAUAACUUUUUUCAGCAGCUGACAAUCAGGAGGAUAGCAGCGUGUUACUCUCAAGAGAAAUUUAAUGCUACUUCAUAUGAUGCUGUGGCUUUUGUCAUCGUCACACUUCAGACAUUUGCUGGCUUGUGGAUAAAUGGUUUCAUUGUUUCUGUGCUCUGUGUUUCUUGUGUGAACAAGAAAAUCUUUAACUCUAUGGAGAAGAUUGUGUUGUUUCUGGGGUGCUGCAGGUUUGUGAAUUUUUGCAUCACAUGGGUGUAUUCAUUUCUUUCAAUGAUUUAUGCCCACUGCAUUUAUGUUCAUCCCAUGCCCCAAAUCUGUAGAAUCCUAACCUUUUCAUAUUUUUCCACUGUGUGGGUUUCUGCCUGUCUUUGUGUUUUUUAUUGUAUAAAAAUUACAAAUUUCUAGCACACUUUCUUCAUCUAUCUUAAGGUAAAAAUUGACAGGAUUGUGCCAUGUCUUCUGUUUGGCUCUGCGCUCAUGGGAAUCCUUGGCUAUAACAUUACUGACAGAACAUUAUUUAAAAACAUCAAUUCCACUGACACAAUAAUUUUUGGGACACUGAGUGUCAGAACAGAUGAGCAUAUAUUUAUUAUGUUUUUAAUCAGAGCCUUCAUAUCAGCCACUGCAUUCAUGACAGCCAUCUUUUCUACCCUUCUCCUCCUCUUUUCUCUCUGGAGACACCAGCACUGGAUGCAGGCAAACUCAAUGAGGAACCUCAGCAUGGAUGCCUACAUCAAAGCCAUAAAAUCUAUUCUGUUCUUCAUCUGCAUUUACAGCAUCAAUUUCACUGGAUUCAUCUUGAUAUUAAUUGAUUCCACAACAAAAAAACAUAUUCCAUUUUUUCUCAUUUUAAUACUUCACUAUGCUCUUCCAGUUUUUCAUUCCCUUAUUCUGAUUUUCAGCAAUCCCAAACUGGAAAAGACAUUUUUAAGGACUCUGUCCUUUUUGAAGUGGAAGCUUUUAAAGGAUUAG
This is a messenger RNA of Indicator indicator, 1035 nucleotides long. RefSeq names its product taste receptor type 2 member 40-like. Gene Ontology annotation, biological process: detection of chemical stimulus involved in sensory perception of bitter taste; G protein-coupled receptor signaling pathway; sensory perception of taste. The record is from RefSeq and is a predicted model, not a curated record. Lineage: Eukaryota; Metazoa; Chordata; Aves; Piciformes; Indicatoridae. Gene Ontology annotation, cellular component: membrane. Gene Ontology annotation, molecular function: G protein-coupled receptor activity; bitter taste receptor activity.